CCUCCGGAGCGCAGGGCGGGGCGACGCCGCGCAGCAGCAGCUUCAUCCCCGCAGACCAACAUCGACCUCCUGCUCGUCUCCAGGCCGCGGGAUGGAUCCCGGAGCCCGGCCCGCUCCCCCUCUCUCCCAGCAGGUCCGGUCCGGGUGAAGCUGCGCAGGUAGAGGUGCGCGGCAGCCAAUCUGCCGCAGAGUGAGUGCGAACAGAGCGCAGCGGAGCGUGGGCCGCUGCGGCAGAAACAGCGCCAUUGUUUGGAUGCGCAGCAGACCGAGAGGCUGCAGGCCGGGGUGAGAGCCGCUCACAGCCCGGCAGCCAGCAUGCCCUCCCCGCUGAUCCUCACCCUCCUGCUGGGCUCGGUCCAGGUUUUGUCAGCGUUCCAGGUUUCCACGAACCAGGAAGGAUUGAUCGUGGCGACACUUGAGCCUGAGGACCUUCAGGAGAACAUCACAGCUUACGCGGUACAGAUCUCAGGAGAACCUCGCCUGGUCUUGGUUCCUUUCGUCAACACCAGUGAGCCUUUGCUGUUCAACGCUUCGUUCCAUGGCCUCUGCUACACAGUGGGGCUGGUGGUCAAACUGGGACAGAGCUGGUCCAGGCCCACAAAGAGUGUUCCUAUCCUUACAAAACCACUUCCUGUCCGCGCUGCUUACAUAUCGGACUACAAGGAGGCUCCAGAGACUGGCGUGGUGUUCGACAUCGACCCGCCGAUCAGAACGGUCUUCAGCCGAGUGAACAUCAGCUACACUGAAGGACAGGAACGUCGCUACAUGCUCUAUAAAGAUUUCUACAAAGGGAAGACGGUGUUCAAACACUGGUUACCGGGAAUGUGUUACCGGAACAUCACCUUCCAGCUCAUCUCUGAGGCCACCGUGUUCCAGACAGCGCUGGUCACCCACAGCGACAUCACUCACACACCACUGCAUCACCGCACAGUGCCCAAUCCCCCCCUCAACAUCUCCCAUAGGAUCAUCGCCCUGAGCCAGAGGACCUCAGAUCAGGUUGGUCACAUGGACAGAGGCCAGAGGUCCUCUCGCCAGGCCCGGGACGUCCCGCUGCUGGAGGAGCACCAGGAACUGCUUUUAGAGGAAGAGGAAACAACAUCUCAAGUUCCUACCAACACAACUCAAAACCUGGGAGAAAGUGAGCCUGUCAACGUAAACGCGAACCUGACAGAGGAGGCGGAGUCUCCGAGUUACUGGCUCGACCCAACGGAGAUAUCACCAUCUGACAGGGAUGAGGAAUUCGUUAACGCGGUGGUGUCUGAGUACGAGGACUCCAACGAGCCAGGGUCAGCCAUGGCGGUCCCUGUCGAGGUCCCCGUUCUGCCCACCAAGUUGCCUCCCAUCUUGCUCGAGCUACGUUGGCUUCCUCCCAGACCUCCAACCUCCUUUGAUGGCUUCUUCAUCUACAUCUACAAAGAUGGGAACUCCACAGAGACGGCGUCUGUGGACGAGAACACGCAUGAGUUCUUCACCGAGCUGACGGAACCAGGAACGUACCGUGUGCAGGUCACCACGCUGAGUAAUUCUGGAGACUGUGAGGCCCGGGAGAGCAGCACCGACACCGGCUUCACCUUCUACCUCAGUCCCAGCGGCGAGUUGCUGGAGGAGCUGCAGGAACGUCCUCAGGGUGUCAGCGUCAGACUGCUGGACUCCAGCACCGCCGCCGUCUCCUGGUCUCCAUCCUCUGAGAACCAUAAUGGCAGCCUGGUGUCAGUGGUUUCAACCACCUGCCUGAAACCCAGCCUCAGCCAGAGGAUGGAGAAUGCCUACUGCAGCGAGGAAAACACAACUAGUGACAUCAUCAGCAACCUGACACCUGGUGCUCAGUACAGAGUGGUCGUUUAUCACACCAACGGUCCUCUGAUCAGUCCUCCAUCCGAACCCGUCAUCAUCGACAUCGAGCCCACAGGUGUACGAGAGCUGACCGUUUAUCCUUUGAGUCCAACAGCUGUGAUCCUCAGCUGGCAGCGCCCAUACCAUGUGGCCUUCAGAAAGUACAUCCUGCAGACCUUCUUUUUUAAUCCUGUCACACUGGCAUCUGAGUGGACAACGUACUACGAGAUUGCUGCUACUGCUUCUGUGAUCGCCACCGUGAGGGUCAGUGACCUGCUGCCCGCCUGGUAUUAUAACUUCAGAGUCUCCAUGGUAACAUGGGGGGAUCCUCCGCUCACCUGCUGCGAUGGCUCAACAGUCAACUUUGUGACAGCUCCUGAAGCUCCUCACAUCUCCUCAGUGGAUUACCAUCAGGGGGUUCUGUUCGUCCGCUGGACGUACGGCGAGCUCUUCAUCGACCUGUCUCACUCCAGGAUGCUGCACUGGCAGGUGGUGGCUGUGGGAAAGAAGGGACCUGAGAAGAUCUACUCUGUGGAUGUGACCCGUAACGCCAUGCGGGCCAGCCUCCCGCUGCCUCCAGGAGACAUCUACAACCUGACGGUGACGGCGUGCACAGAGCGGAGCAGGAACACGUCUGUUCCUAACAUCAUCAAGCUGGAGCCGGCUCCUCCCCGCUCGCUGUUCGCCGUCAACGCCACACACUCGUCUGUGACUCUGCUGUGGACCGAGGAGGGGGUGGUGGACUACUACCAGGUUCUCUGCAGACCCAACGGCCCUGGCAAGGAGUUGAAGGCCACCGAGCCGAUCACGUCCACCUCUCACGUCCUGACGGUCUCUGGUCUGGUUCCGUCGUCCAGCUACAACUGCACCGUGACCAGCUUCAGCUACAGCACGCCGAGUCGCCCGGCUCGGAUCACCGUCAGCACUGCGGCCAAAGAGAUGAAUCCGAGCAUGGCGGCCAUUUCGGCUCUGGCCAUCCUCAGUAUCCUCCUCAUCAGCCUGCUGGUUCUCUUCCUUUUGGUCCUCCGCAAGAAGCACCUGCAGAUGACCAGAGACUGCGGCGCUGAGACCUUUGUUAACUUCGCGUCGUUUGAGCGAGAUGGGAAGCUUCCCUACAACUGGCGAAGAAGCCUCUUUGCCUUCCUUACCCUCCUGCCAUCCUGCCUUUGGACUGACUAUCUUUUGGCUUUUUAUAUUAAUCCGUGGAGCAAGACGGCUUUAAAGAAACGGAAGCUAACAAGCCCUGUGCAGCUGGACGACUUUGAGGCCUUCUACAAGGACAUGAGCAAGGACUCGGCCUACAAGUUCUCUCUGCAGUUUGAGGAGCUGAAGAGCGUCGGCCUGGACGUGUCCCAUGACGCUGCAGACCUGCCCAUCAACCGGCCCAAGAACCGGUACACAAACAUCCUGCCCUAUGACUUCAGCCGAGUGAAGCUGAUCUCCAUGCACAACGACGAAGGGGCUGACUACAUCAACGCCAACUACAUCCCAGGAUACCGACAUUCCAAGGAGUACAUCGCCACCCAGGGCCCGCUGCCCGAGACCCGCAACGACUUCUGGAAGAUGGUUCUGCAGCAGAAAUGCCCGAUCAUCGUCAUGCUGACACAAUGCAACGAGCGCCGAAGGGUGAAAUGCGAUCAUUACUGGCCGUUCACAGACGAGCCGGUGAUGUACGGUGACAUCAGCGUGGAGAUGCUUUCUGAGGAAGGCUCUCCGGAGUGGAUCAUCCGGAAGUUUCGACUCGGAUACGCGGACGAGACUCUGGACGUCCUCCAUCUGAACUACACCUCGUGGCCGGAUCACGGCGUUCCCACCGUCAACGCCAUCGAGAGCAUCCUGCAGUUUGUGCACAUCGUACGGCAGCAGGCUAACAGGACCAAAGAUCCAAUAGUCGUCCAUUGCAGCGCCGGCGUCGGCAGAACCGGGACCUUCAUCGCUAUGGAUCGCCUCAUGCAGCACAUCCGAGAGCACGAGUUCGUGGACAUCCUGGGCAUGGUGUCAGAGAUGAGAUCCCAUCGACUCUCCAUGGUCCAGACUGAGGAGCAGUACGUCUUCAUCCACCAGUGCGUCCUCCUGAUGUGGCAGAAGAAGAAACAGCAGUCCAUCACCUCUGAUGUCAUCUACGAAAAUGCCAGCAAGACAUAAUGAGACGCCUCCAGACGCUGUGAACUCUUCAGCACCGGCUGUGCUUCAGGCAUCCAUUCUCUGUAGAAGUCGACCCGCUUCAUCAUCAGAAUCAGCAACACGACAGAGAAAACUUUUCAUUUGAGUUGAUGGAGUUCUGCCUUAAGGAGCUUUCACUGACUGACCUUCGAUGUUGGACUGAAAACCCAUCCAGGCUGUUCUGCAGCUACCACCAAACUCCUCUGUGGGUUUCAGGCCGGCGAGUUUUUCCAUUAAAUCUAGUUUUUUUUUUCUUUUUUCUUUUUUUCUCAGGAUUUGCUGGAAAACCAGCGAGCACACUGACCUCUUUGCUUUGGUCCGAUUUUGGUUCUGCUUCACUCACUGUUGGCAGAGAGCAGCUUAUAGGACAUAGAAGGUGUUGAUUGUACACUGCCGUUAGAACUGAUCCCAGAACCGACUGCCAGGCUCAACAGAACCGACCCGAACCAAGCAGUCAACCAGCAGGAGAACUCAUUAGAUCAAGCCCAGCCCAGAGAUCUGGGCCAGAACCCCCAACAAAGGAUCAGCUGUCUGGAUGUUUGCUGGGAACUGGAAGGUACCAGUC
Cyprinodon tularosa is the source of this 4561-nucleotide messenger RNA. RefSeq names its product protein tyrosine phosphatase receptor type O (gene ptpro). Gene Ontology annotation, molecular function: protein tyrosine phosphatase activity; cadherin binding; Wnt-protein binding. The record is from RefSeq and is a predicted model, not a curated record. Bases 316 to 3978 code for a protein of 1220 amino acids. Lineage: Eukaryota; Metazoa; Chordata; Actinopteri; Cyprinodontiformes; Cyprinodontidae. Gene Ontology annotation, biological process: negative regulation of canonical Wnt signaling pathway; axon guidance; peptidyl-tyrosine dephosphorylation involved in inactivation of protein kinase activity. The transcript is spliced from 27 exons. Gene Ontology annotation, cellular component: GABA-ergic synapse; glutamatergic synapse; plasma membrane.